Messenger RNA from Talpa occidentalis (Iberian mole), 1508 nucleotides. RefSeq names its product serum amyloid A like 1 (gene SAAL1). The coding region runs from base 40 to 1452 and encodes 470 amino acids. The transcript is spliced from 12 exons. The record is from RefSeq and is a predicted model, not a curated record. Lineage: Eukaryota; Metazoa; Chordata; Mammalia; Eulipotyphla; Talpidae.
GCUCCUGCGCGGCUGCUGCGCGCCAGUGGCGGCCGAGCCAUGGACCGUAACCCGUCGCCGCCGCCGCCCAGUCGGGAGGAGGACGAGGCCACGGGAGAUUGCAUAGGGAGCACGGUCUACAGCAAGCACUGGCUCUUCGGCGUCCUCAGCGGGCUCAUCCAGCUUGUUACCCCUGAAAAUACCAAAUCCAGCUCAGAUGAUGAGGAGCAACAGAUGGAACUUGACGAAGAAAUGGAGAAUGAAAUUUGCAGAGUAUGGGAUAUGUCAAUGGAUGAGGAUGUGGCUUUAUUUCUCCAAGAAUUUAAUGCUCCUGACAUAUUUAUGGGCGUAUUGGCCAAAUCUAGAUGUCCUCGAUUAAGAGAAAUCUGUGUGGGAAUUUUAGGUAAUAUGGCCUGUUUUCAAGAGAUAUGUGUGUCCAUCAGCAGUGAUAAAAAUCUUGGCCAGGUAUUAUUGCAGUGUUUGUAUGAUUCAGACCCUCCUACUCUGCUGGAAACAAGUAGGUUGUUGCUUACUUGCCUUUCCCAGACAGAGGUGGCCAGUGUCUGGGUUGAAAGAAUCCGGGAACAUCCAGCUAUUUAUGAUAGCAUUUGCUUCAUCAUGUCUAGUUCAACAAAUGUUGACUUGCUAGUGAAGGUUGGAGAAGUUGUGGACAAACUUUUUGAUUUGGAUGAGAAACUAAUGUUGGAAUGGGUUGGAAAUGGGGCUGUUCAGCCUGUGGACCAACCUCCAGAAGGUUCUGAAGAGCGACCAGUGUUUAAAAUUGUGCCCUCUGUACUUGAAGCUGCAAAACAAAUACGUUCUGAACAUCUGGAAGGACUUGAUGUUUACAUGCAUAUCUUACAGCUGCUUACCACAGAGGAUGAUGGAAUUCAAGCAAUUGUACAGUGUCCUAAUACUGGAAAAGACACUUGGAAUUUACUUUUUGAUCUGGCCUGCCAUGAAUUUUGUCAGCCUGAUGAUCCACCCAUCAUACUUCAAGAACAGAAAACAGUGCUAGCCUCUGUUUUUUCAGUAUUGUUUUCCAUCUAUGCUUCAGAGGCUGAAGAGGAGAAUCUAAAGAUUGAAAAUGUAGAACUCCCUCUAAUUGAUAGCCUGAUUCGUGUCUUGCAAAAUUUGGAACAGUGUCAGAAGAAACCAGAGAACUCGGCAAACUCUAACACAGAAGACACUAAAAAAUCUGAUUUGACCCAAGAUGAUUUCCACUUGAAAAUCUUGAAGGAUAUUUCAUGUGAAUUUCUUUCUAAUAUUUUUCAGGAAUUAACAAAGGAGACUGUGGCUCAGGGACUAAAAGAGGGCCAGUUAAACAAGCAGAAGUGUUCCUGUGCAUUUCAAAACCUUCUUCCUUUCUAUAGCCCCAUGGUGGAAGACGUUCUCAAAAUCCUGCGUGAAGUUGAUAAGACCCUUGCUGAUGACCUGGAAGAAACCUUCCCAAGUUUGAAGGUUCAAACUUAAAAACUGAAUUGGAAUUUCCUCUGCCCAAGAAAUAAACUUUAUUUUCCUCAUUGACA